AAAAUGAGGUUUAACACCAAUUUGUACAAUGUUAUCAUUACCGGACUCUCGUUCGAUUUUGUUUACGUGGCUUUUCAAACGGCUACCCUGGCGAUUUUGUACGGCACGUUUGCCGCGGUCAAUUGGAUAGCACCCAUAUUUGUAUUACUUCUAACCCCAAAGUAUGGUAUGUUCUUGGGAGCGUUGUGCUACGCCACAUUUGUUGCCGCUCUCAUGCAACCGAGGGCUUGGAGUCUGUACCUGACUUCUUGGUUGAACGGAUUCGGUGCUUCAUUAUUUUGGACCGGUCAGGGACUUUUUAUCGCUCUGUGUUCGGAUGAAACCAAUGUGAACAAACAUUUUGGCAUAUUUUGGGGAACUUUUCAAAGUUCGUGA
Molecule: messenger RNA, 375 nt
Organism: Echinostoma caproni
Lineage: Eukaryota; Metazoa; Platyhelminthes; Trematoda; Plagiorchiida; Echinostomatidae
Source: the annotation of a GenBank genome assembly